AUGAAGAACUUCAUCGCCGCCAGUGCUCUCCUGGCUGCAUCCAUCUCUGGAGCUGCUGCCGAUCUGUGCAGCAAGGGCUCCGUCGACGACAAUGGCAACUGGUAUUGCCAAGCUGUCGAUGCCAUCACCUACACUGGAAUGAUGGGCAAGGGCAACUACAACAAGAUUACCAACAUGGACAGCAACUCUGGCUCUUGCUCUUCCACUCCUUAUGGCUACUCUGGACAAAUGUCUCCUCUUGACGAGGAAGUCUCUCUCCACUUCCGUGGUCCUCUCAAGAUCAAGCAAUUCGCCUUCUUCUCGCCCAGCACUGACUCUUCGGACUCUUCCAAGAAGGCCAAGCGCAGUGCCAUGCACCGCCACAACCAUGCGCACAACCACGUCCACAAGCACAAGCGUGACGAGGACGUCGAGAAGCGUGCUGUCGGCGAUUGGGUGACGGCGACAGUCGAUGGAAUGGCUGUUUCGUGGAUCAACGAAUGGUCUGGUGUUGCUUCUACUGCUGCCCCUGCCCCUGCAGCCACCACCUCCGCUGCUCCCGCUCCUGCUGCUUCAAGCACCGAGCCUGCCUCAGCUGGUUUCGUGAACAAGCUUCUCAAGGUCAACGCUCCUGUCGCAUACAGCUCCAGUGCUUCCAGCUCCAGCUCUGCCGUUGCCGCAAAGGCUAGCUCAAGCUCCUCGUCCGCUUCAUCUUCUUCUGCUGCUUCAUCUUCUUCUGCUGCUUCUUCUUCUUCUUCUUCUUCUUCUUCUUCUUCUUCUUCUUCUUCUUCUGGCAGCUCCGGAUCCUGGGGUCGCAAGGCUUACUACAACUCUGAGGCCGGCUCCGCAGACAACGUUGUUUUCCUCAAUCACAACGGUGGUCAAGGCUCUGGUGUCUUUGACUACACUUUCGGCAACUCGCUCUCUUACUCUAACAGCAAGGGUGAUGCUGGUGCUUCCUCUCCUCAGGUCCUCGCCGACACCCAGCUUGCCUCCAACCACGAGGUUAUCAUCAUGUCCGACAAGGAGUGCGAUGGUGACUGCGGCUACUACCGCGAUGGCAACGUUGCUUACCACGGCUUCGCUGGCGCUCAGAAGGCUUUCUUCUUCGAGUUCGAGAUGCCUCUCGACGGCAACACUGAUGCUGCCACCAACGGUGACAUGCCCGCCAUCUGGAUGCUCAACGCUCAGAUCCCUCGCACCCUCCAGUACGGCAAGGCCGAGUGCUCUUGCUGGACCACCGGUUGUGGUGAGUUCGAUCUCUUCGAGGUCCUUGCUCCUGGUGAUCUCCGCUGCAAGUCUACCCUUCACAGCAACAUCAAGGGCGGCAACUCGGACUACUUCAAGCGCCCCACAUCUGGAAGCAUGAAGGCCAUGGUCAUCCUCAACGGCGAGAACAUGCACAUCAAGGUCCUCGACAACGACUACCAACUCCCCACCAGCCUCGACGCUUCGUGGAUCUCGGACCAAUGCGACUCUGGUCUCAUCCAGAACACAUUGAACUCGCUCUUCGCCCUGAUCGCAUAA
This is a messenger RNA of Aureobasidium vineae, 1506 nucleotides long. The record is from the annotation of a GenBank genome assembly. NCBI's taxonomy places the organism in Eukaryota, Fungi, Ascomycota, Dothideomycetes, Dothideales, Saccotheciaceae.